This is a messenger RNA of Girardinichthys multiradiatus, 608 nucleotides long. RefSeq names its product testis-expressed protein 49-like. Bases 104 to 538 code for a protein of 144 amino acids. Lineage: Eukaryota; Metazoa; Chordata; Actinopteri; Cyprinodontiformes; Goodeidae. The record is from RefSeq and is a predicted model, not a curated record. The transcript has 4 exons.
AACACGUAAACAACAAAGCUGUGAUUAUUUUUGAAAGCUUGGUGUCGGUGACUGUGCCUGUUAAAGGCCUUACAUCGACUGGAUAAACGGACCGGGGCACAUUAUGGCUUUCUUCGGCUUGACGCAUCUGGGCUAUCAAAACCCAAUAGGCGAUAAGAUGAUCGUAAAUCCCCGGGGAGAGCCUCAAGAUUGGUGCAUAGACUACAAAGUAAGAUUGCCUCCAUCGUUUCAAGAACAACAGGGAAACCUCAGAUAUGAAGACAAGUACAAAGUUCUACGCCAGCCUUCUUCGUACAGCGUUCACGAGCAUCACGGGAGCCGUAAGCGACACCAAGAAAUGGUCAAACGGGCUCAAACCUCCAGAUCUCCCAACCAGUUGUACAUAAUGCCUCUGACAGACAACCAGCAGUAUGGAUGGAUGUUAUCCAAGAGUUCUGAACCAUGGACCCGAGUCAGACGGUUUCCCCGAAAAACCAGUGAGGUGACAAAGUUUGUCAAUGAUAUGUCCAUGACAGACAAAGAGUUCAGCCUGUUCUGAUUGUCGUCAUAUCAACAGAAGUCUGCACACACGUCCUCCUACAUAUCAGUGUUGUAAUGAAAAUAAAAAU